Messenger RNA from Phyllostomus discolor (pale spear-nosed bat), 819 nucleotides. RefSeq names its product colipase (gene CLPS). The record is from RefSeq and is a predicted model, not a curated record. The coding region runs from base 353 to 691 and encodes 112 amino acids. NCBI's taxonomy places the organism in Eukaryota, Metazoa, Chordata, Mammalia, Chiroptera, Phyllostomidae. Gene Ontology annotation, cellular component: extracellular region. The transcript has 3 exons. Gene Ontology annotation, biological process: positive regulation of catalytic activity; digestion; response to food. Gene Ontology annotation, molecular function: lipase binding; enzyme activator activity.
AUUAUCCUUAUUUGACAGGUAAGAAAACUGAGACUCAGAACAGAUAACUUGCCUAGCUACUGUUCCAGAGUCCACACUCUUAGCCACGUUGCACUCUCACCACCCUACCAUCCCCCCAGAUGUGAAAGGCGCCAGGUGCCCAGUUGCCACCCACUCACUUUAUCAGGCUCCCCUCCCCCCUCCCCCAGCAGCGUGGCCACAGCUGGGCCUCUGAUCACAGCAGGCCCUGAGAGAUGGGGAAGGUGGGUCACAUGUGGACAGGGCCCCCUUUAUAUCCCCACCACCCCAGCUGGCUCUGUCUUCUGUCACUUGCCCUGCUGGCGACUACCUACACCAGCUGUGCCCACUCAUCAUGGAGAAGAUCCUUGUCCUUCUGCUUGUCACCCUCGCUGUGGCCUAUGCGGUGCCUGACCCCCGGGGAAUCAUUAUGAACCUGGAAGAGGGCGAGCUCUGCAUGAACAGCGCCCAGUGCAAGAGCAAAUGCUGCCACCGGACAAGCGGACUGAGCCUGGCCCGCUGCGCACCCAAGGCCAGCGAGAACAGCGAGUGCUCUGCCAAGACACUCUAUGGAGUUUACUACAAGUGUCCCUGUGAGCGGGGCCUGAAAUGCGAGGCAGACAAGUCCCUCGUGGGCUCCAUCACCAACACGAACUUUGGCGUCUGCCAAGAUGCUGGACGCUCCAAGGAGUGAAACCAACCACCCGCCCUGCCCCCAGCCCAGGACAGUUCCUGACCACCUCUCCCCUGCUGGCCUCCCCUGGACCGGCACCUCUGUUUCUGGUUGGGUUCUUGGCAAUUAAAGCCCCUCCUGCAAACCUU